GCGGGCGAGGCGAAGGCGGGGCGGGGGCUGCAGGAGCGGCGGCGGUAGCAGCAGCAGCAGCAGCAGCAGGAGCAGCGAUGGCGCUCUCCGUGCCGGUCAACGGGCUGAAGGAGAGCGACAAGGAGCCCGUCAUCGAGCUCUUCGUCAAGGCUGGCAGCGAUGGUGAGAGCAUAGGAAACUGCCCCUUUUCCCAGAGGCUGUUCAUGAUCCUGUGGCUGAAGGGAGUGGUGUUCAGUGUCACAACAGUUGACCUGAAGAGAAAACCAGCAGACCUUCAAAAUUUGGCUCCAGGCACUCACCCCCCCUUCAUCACAUACAACGGGGAAGUGAGAACAGAUGUGAACAAGAUUGAAGAGUUCCUGGAAGAUGUUUUGGCUCCACCCAAAUACCUAAAACUUUCACCAAAGCAUCCAGAGUCAAACACUGCUGGGAUGGACAUAUUUGCCAAAUUUUCUGCAUUUAUCAAAAACUCUAGACCAGAAGCUAAUGAAGCCUUAGAACGUGGCCUCUUGAAAACCCUCCAGAAACUGGACGAGUACCUGAACUCACCCCUGCCCGACGAGAUCGACGAGAACAGCAUGGAGGACGUGCCCGUGUCCACGCGCAAGUUCCUGGACGGCAACGAGAUGACCUUGGCAGACUGCAACCUGCUGCCCAAGCUGCACAUCGUCAAGGUGGUGGCCAAAAAAUACCGCAACUUCGAGAUCCCCAAGGAAAUGACAGGGAUCUGGAGAUACCUGACGAAUGCUUACAGCAGGGAUGAGUUCACCAACACCUGUCCUGGAGACAAAGAAAUUGAAAUAGCCUACAGUGAUGUAGCCAAGAGACUCACCAAGUAAUCAGCACUUGCAAAAGGAUGACUUCCUGCAUAUUCCAUAACAAUGCUUCUAACAGACUGCUCCUUCCAGAUAAGAUAUAGCAAUUUUUUUGUUGGUUUGUUGUUUUUUGUUUUGCAUGAACUUGCAGUUAUUCAAAGUUACGGUGGAUAGACCAGGUACAGUAAUUACCUAAAGUUUGCAGAGUUAAUUAUAGGCUUGUUUUUCCUUCCCUCCUUUGAAUAUCAUUCAUGCAGUCGUGUUGCACUGAGGGAACUCUGGAUUCUCCAGUGUCAAAGGAUUGCCUUGCCCCUCUUGCUUUCCUCUGUAAACAUUUGGUCCCUGUCCAUGAGUUGGUUUAGGACACUGUCUCGCUGUAUGGUACAAGGAAUAUUUAUGUAUUUUGGAAUUUAUUGCUUUUCCAGAAGAUCUGUACACAGUUGUCAGUACCUGUGACACGUUGAACUGUACCUGCUUGUCUAUCCUAUUUACAUAGAGAAGGGAACUUAUUAUCCAAAAGAGCCAUUUGCAGAAUAUUUGGCGAUUUUGAUUUUAAUGUAAAAAAAAAAAAUAAUCUCUUGGAUUUGAAGUCACCAUAAUGGUUGGGAAUGGACUCGAUGUGGAGCUUGGAUCUGAAGGACCAUCAGGGAAGUUGGAAUUUAGACUUGAGUGCUGUAGCAGGAAGUUCACAGUUGGUUCUUUUAGUUGUGUCUUCAAGAGCCUGAUGAGACUCAAGCAGCUCCUUCUGUCCUGAAUUGUGAGCUGCAGCAGAAAAACACUUGUCAGGACAGCCCUGGCCACCAGGAAACGGCACAACUGGAACUGCCACCCGCUCACCCGGAAAACUGCAAGUGGUUUCUUUUUGGUAGUUAAGAGCCUUUGUUUUGUAUAGGUCUUUUUGGUGAUAUUUACUUAAAAACCAACCUGUUCUGUCAUAAACCAAGUCCAUGUAAACUGUAGUGUCCUAGUUGUGAAUAGCAGUGCAAUGAUUAGUGAUGUGCAAAAUGCCCCGAGAGCCACGACCUGGGAACCUUUGGGCAACUUUUUUUAUGCUCUUUCUUUCCUCAAGAAAGCUGAAGUGACCUUUGAAAGACAACACUUGCCUUAAAUUUUAGUAUGCAGGCCUGGAUUUUUUUUUUUUUUUUUUUCCUGAAAGGAAAAAUCUGUUGAUGACUUUUGUAAAGAAGUGGUGGGGGGUGGGGUGGGUGGGAUCCAGUCCUUUCCAUGGAAUUCAUCCCAACUGCUGGUGUGUGCACCUGGACUGCAAUUUUUGCAUGAUCAUAAUCAUUGCACUACUAUGCAGAACCUUUUUACAGCAACGCUGAGGGAAUAGCACUACAAUUUUUUUAAAGAGCAAUUUUCAAAUGUUUCUAAACCAGGGAAUAGUUUUCUUGUUUAAAAUUAAUGAUUUUGAUGCAUGAAGUGAACUGCUAGGUUAUUUUUAAAAGACCAUCAUAAACAACUCCAAAGAAUGCUAGACUUAUAUGCCUAUUUUUUUGUAAAGAUACUUUUAUAUUUAACUGAUUUUAGAAGCUGGAAAGUGCUAUUCCUGCUAGGUUGUUCUUGGAAUAUUUAACAUUCUGCAAUAACGUGGAAAAUGCUCACAUAAACACUUUUAUACACUAAUUUUUUUUUGGUAAGCACUGGCUUUCUGAAAAGCAGCCUGACUUUUACAGGCCUCCUGCUUUUUGCUACUUUAUAUACCCGUGGAGUUAGUUUGACAUAGAAGAGGUAGAGAACCAGAUCCAGAUUUGUAUCCAUGGCUUGUGGUGCCUUGUCUUGCCUUCCUAGAGCUACAAUUCCAGUAUAAAGGCAGUUAGUAAAUCCUGUAACUUGUCUUUCAAAGGCAACUGUAUUAGAUACACUUAGACCCUGUUCUGAUUUACUGCAGGGGUGUUCAGGCACAGAAAGGAAAUUCUGCAGAGUGACCUGGUUAGGAAAACCUGAACUGUAGCCUUUUAAUAAUCACUGUAUUCUGAUGUCACGUUCUCCUCCUGAAUAAAGUUGCUCAGCCAUAAUAAUCCUCUGUAGGGGCUCAGUCUUUGCUGCAACGUGACAUCUAGAACAAGGAAUGUCUUUUUUUUUACUUAGACAACAACAUUUUUAGUGACUAGAGAGGGUAAAAAAAAACAAACAAGAACAACAAUCCCCUCCCAGCCCUCACUGGUUUGGUGCUCUUUGCCAUCGUAGCUCACCUUUACAAACUAAACUGUAGGAAGCAACAGUUGGGGGCAUAUCUUAAAAAAAAAUAAUAGAUGAGCUGGCCCUUGGAAUUUGUAGGAAGGGAGGUUGAGGAGGCCUUUCCCAGCAGAUGAGCCGAGCUGUGCCCACCGUGGGGCUCAGGCACCGGGCAGGGCUGGCAGCACCGAACGCUCGGCCGCGGUUUCUGGGGCGCAGCUGCUGCAAACACAACCCCAGCUCCUCAAACACCCCUUGGCCCGUGGGAGAUAAAACAUCCUCUCUGCUUUUUAGGCAAUCUCCAAGCCCUUGUAACUCUAAGGAUUGUGCGUGAGAGCUUGUAAACAAAGGCAGAGCUCUGGCUGGGACUGAUGUGUUUCUUAUCUCCCGACGGGGUUGGGAUGGCUGGUAACUGUCCUGUGUGAAAGCACUCGGGCUGUCCCUCGGGCCUCCUGCUGCGCAGUUUUGUUGUGGCAGGAGCUGCCCAGCCCCUCCUGGCUUCGGGAGUGAGCAGGAAUGUCCUGGAGAGGAGCUGCUCUCUCCUCCCUAGGUGAUCCCUGCAGAGCGCCGGGGAAAGGCUCAGCGUCUGGUGUGGGCAGAGCACUUUCAUCUGGCCCCAAUCACCAGCUCCACAUUAAUUAAAAAAGCCCUUUCAUAACUAUGUAAAUUCUUGACUUCUGUCAACUUGUUUACAAUCUGAUCUUUAAAUGCAUUUUUAAUUUCAUCAAACAGCAAUUAAUCUGCCCCCCUGUUUAAAUUUAAAAUGCUGCUUCAAGCCCCUUGUACAAUUUAAAAACAGCAGUUACCCUUUCAAGUUGGCAUUCCAGUUUGCAAGUUGGUUGCAUGUAUUAGCAUGCUGAAUAACUUACUUUAUUCUCAAGCUGAAAUAUGCUUAAAUUCGCAUUAAAACAGGUGACUUGUGUAUUUCCUGAACACAAAGGGAAAAUCCAUCAUCUGCACCCUGUUUUUGUGUGGGAGAGCAGAUUAUCCUAUAUAUGCAUGAUUAGGGUUAUAUUUUUUUUUUUCCCCUUAACAAAGCUUUCCUUCUCGAAGAGAUCCCUUGUUUGGAAGGGCUGCCUGUGGAACAAGAGGCAUGUGAACUUCAUGGAGCAAUUCCACGCCCUCCAGAGCCUCCCUGUCCACCUCUUCAUGGAUGGACGUCCCACACCGCACGGUCCCUGCCUCGGAGCUUUUUAUUUUCCCAUAAAAUUGCUGGGUUUUUUUUUUUUUUUUUUUUUAUUUCCACAGUGGGCAUGCCUGGACUGCGUGCAGCUCCGUGAUAAGAAGAGAGAUGUAAUCAGAUUUUUAUGCUAAAGUAGCAAAUUAGCAUUUGGUAUCAAAGGAGCACAGACAGGAAUAAAUUGAGGCCGCUCGAGCCAAACCCGCCGAUGCCUAUCUGGGCUCGCAACAAAAACGUGGCAGAGCACAAAGUCAACUUUGCUGGGCUCUUUUGCCACUCACAACUAUCUGAACACAUCCAGGUAAUGUUUGCAGGAGGAGGCUUGACCCCCAGCCAAAAAGAAAUAGCUGAUCUGCCUCAGAAGCUCAGCUCCUCACACUCCGUGCUUCGGGAGGAGGUGGGAGCAGAGCUGGGAUCCCCAGACGGGACAUCGAGGAUUGGAGCGUUGUUUGCAGAAAUACUUGAAGAGUUGAUACAAUUUAUUGUAGUUUUGCUUAAUGUCUUUCACUCUCUGGAACAUCUUUUACGGAUAUACCAGUAUACUGCUGGCAGCUAUUGUUAAAUAAAAUUAUAUUUUCACUACCAA
Messenger RNA from Myiozetetes cayanensis, 4759 nucleotides. RefSeq names its product chloride intracellular channel 4 (gene CLIC4). Bases 78 to 839 code for a protein of 253 amino acids. NCBI's taxonomy places the organism in Eukaryota, Metazoa, Chordata, Aves, Passeriformes, Tyrannidae. The record is from RefSeq and is a predicted model, not a curated record. The transcript is spliced from 6 exons.